AGACUGGUUACGCCGAGGGAAGCCCGGACUCCGUAGUCGCCGCUCAGAGUCCGUCUCCGCGGAUUCCCGGCCCCGCCGUUCUCAGAUCUCUGUAGCCUGCGGUUCGCCGCCCCGCUCGCCGCCGCGAUGCCGGUGUUUCAUACGCGCACGAUUGAGAGCAUUCUGGAGCCGGUCGCGCAGCAGAUCUCGCACCUGGUGAUCAUGCACGAGGAAGGCGAGGUGGACGGCAAAGCCAUCCCUGACCUCACCGCGCCUGUGGCCGCCGUGCAGGCGGCCGUCAGUAACCUCGUUCGGGUUGGAAAAGAGACUGUUCAAACCACUGAGGAUCAGAUUUUGAAGAGAGAUAUGCCACCAGCAUUUAUUAAGGUGGAGAAUGCUUGCACCAAGCUUGUCCAGGCAGCCCAGAUGCUUCAGUCAGACCCUUACUCAGUGCCUGCUCGAGAUUAUCUAAUUGAUGGAUCAAGGGGCAUCCUCUCCGGCACAUCAGACCUGCUCCUCACCUUCGACGAGGCUGAGGUUCGUAAAAUUAUUAGAGUUUGCAAAGGAAUUUUGGAAUAUCUUACAGUGGCAGAGGUGGUGGAAACUAUGGAAGAUUUGGUCACUUACACAAAGAAUCUUGGACCAGGAAUGACUAAGAUGGCCAAGAUGAUCGAUGAGAGGCAGCAGGAACUGACUCACCAGGAGCACCGAGUGAUGUUGGUGAACUCAAUGAACACCGUGAAAGAGUUGCUGCCAGUUCUCAUUUCAGCUAUGAAGAUUUUUGUAACAACUAAAAACUCAAAAAACCAAGGAAUUGAAGAAGCUUUGAAAAAUCGUAAUUUUACUGUAGAAAAGAUGAGCGCUGAAAUUAAUGAGAUCAUUCGUGUAUUACAACUCACUUCUUGGGACGAAGAUGCCUGGGCCAGCAAGGACACUGAAGCCAUGAAGAGAGCGUUGGCCUCCAUAGACUCCAAACUGAACCAGGCUAAAGGUUGGCUCCGUGACCCCAGUGCCUCCCCAGGUGAUGCUGGUGAACAGGCCAUCAGGCAGAUCUUAGAUGAAGCUGGAAAAGUUGGUGAACUCUGUGCAGGCAAAGAACGCAGGGAGAUCCUGGGAACCUGCAAAAUGCUAGGGCAGAUGACUGAUCAAGUGGCUGACCUCCGAGCCAGAGGACAAGGAGCCUCACCGGUGGCCAUGCAGAAAGCCCAGCAGGUGUCUCAGGGUCUGGAUGUGCUCACAGCAAAAGUGGAAAAUGCAGCCCGCAAGCUGGAAGCCAUGACCAACUCAAAGCAGAGCAUUGCGAAGAAGAUUGAUGCUGCUCAGAAUUGGCUUGCAGAUCCAAAUGGUGGACCAGAAGGAGAAGAACAGAUUCGAGGGGCUUUGGCUGAAGCUCGGAAAAUAGCAGAAUUGUGUGAUGAUCCUAAAGAGAGAGAUGACAUUCUACGUUCUCUUGGAGAAAUAUCUGCUCUGACUUCUAAACUAGCAGAUCUACGAAGACAGGGAAAAGGAGAUUCCCCAGAGGCCCGAGCAUUGGCCAAACAGGUGGCCACGGCCCUACAGAACUUGCAGACCAAAACCAACAAGGCAGUGGCCAACAGCAGACCUGCCAAAGCAGCUGUCCACCUUGAGGGCAAGAUUGAGCAGGCACAGCGGUGGAUUGAUAAUCCCACAGUGGAUGACCGGGGAGUUGGUCAGGCUGCCAUCCGAGGGCUUGUGGCCGAAGGUCAUCGUCUGGCAAAUGUCAUGAUGGGACCUUAUCGCCAAGAUCUUCUUGCAAAGUGUGACCGAGUGGACCAGCUGACGGCCCAGCUGGCUGACCUGGCUGCCAGAGGGGAAGGGGAGAGUCCUCAGGCGAGAGCCCUUGCAUCUCAGCUCCAAGACUCUUUAAAGGAUCUGAAAGCCCGGAUGCAGGAGGCCAUGACUCAGGAGGUGUCAGAUGUUUUCAGUGAUACUACAACUCCCAUCAAGCUGUUGGCAGUGGCAGCCACUGCCCCUCCUGAUGCACCCAAUAGGGAAGAGGUAUUUGAUGAGAGGGCAGCUAACUUUGAAAACCAUUCAGGAAGGCUUGGAGCCACGGCAGAGAAGGCGGCUGCUGUUGGAACUGCUAAUAAAUCAACGGUGGAAGGCAUUCAGGCCUCAGUGAAGACAGCCCGAGAACUCACACCCCAGGUCGUCUCAGCGGCUCGCAUCUUACUUAGGAAUCCCGGAAAUCAAGCUGCUUAUGAACAUUUUGAGACCAUGAAGAACCAGUGGAUCGAUAAUGUUGAAAAAAUGACAGGGCUGGUGGACGAAGCCAUUGACACCAAAUCUCUGUUGGAUGCUUCCGAAGAAGCAAUUAAAAAAGACCUGGACAAGUGUAAAGUCGCCAUGGCCAAUAUUCAGCCUCAGAUGCUGGUCGCUGGGGCAACCAGCAUUGCUCGUCGGGCCAACCGGAUCCUGCUGGUUGCUAAGAGGGAGGUGGAGAACUCUGAGGAUCCCAAGUUCCGAGAGGCCGUGAAAGCCGCCUCUGACGAAUUGAGCAAAACCAUCUCCCCAAUGGUGGUGGAUGCAAAGGCUGUGGCAGGAAACAUUUCUGACCCUGGCCUGCAAAAGAGCUUCCUGGACUCGGGAUACCGGAUCCUGGGAGCAGUGGCCAAGGUCAGAGAAGCCUUCCAACCUCAGGAGCCUGACUUCCCGCCUCCUCCGCCAGACCUUGAACAGCUCCGACUGACAGAUGAGCUUGCUCCUCCCAAACCACCUCUGCCUGAGGGUGAGGUCCCUCCUCCCAGGCCCCCACCACCAGAGGAGAAGGAUGAAGAGUUCCCUGAGCAGAAAGCUGGGGAGGUGAUUAACCAGCCAAUGAUGAUGGCUGCCAGGCAGCUCCAUGAUGAAGCUCGCAAAUGGUCCAGUAAGGGCAAUGACAUCAUUGCAGCAGCCAAGCGCAUGGCUCUGCUGAUGGCUGAGAUGUCUCGGCUGGUCAGAGGGGGCAGCGGUACCAAGCGGGCACUGAUUCAGUGUGCCAAGGACAUAGCCAAGGCCUCAGAUGAGGUGACUCGGUUGGCCAAGGAGGUUGCCAAGCAGUGCACAGAUAAGCGGAUUAGAACCAACCUCUUACAGGUAUGUGAGCGAAUCCCAACCAUAAGCACCCAGCUCAAAAUUCUGUCCACGGUGAAGGCCACCAUGCUGGGCCGGACCAACAUAAGCGACGAGGAGUCUGAGCAGGCCACAGAGAUGCUGGUUCAUAAUGCCCAGAACCUCAUGCAGUCUGUGAAGGAGACUGUUCGAGAAGCAGAAGCAGCUUCAAUCAAAAUUCGAACAGAUGCUGGAUUUACACUGCGCUGGGUUAGAAAGACUCCCUGGUACCAGUAGACACCUGGUUGAACCUGGCUAACACAGAAGCCCCUGCUGAACAGAAUGAAAAUGAUCGGAGUCCCAGGAGCCACCCAAGAUUACUGGGGGGUUGAAAGCCACAUCUUGGCCUGACAUAACAGAAAGGAAUGGGGCCUCUUCACAUUAGAAAACAUUUAUACUCUUGUCAUGGACACUUUGAAAUGUGUCUCCUUAUAAAGCCUGUAUUCUCGACCACGGCUUUACUUGUGCACACUCUGUCCCAAUAGGCAGACGGGGUUUCUAGCCCAUGGACUUCACAUAAACUCAGAAUCCAAGAGUGAACACUAGCCAGACAUCCUGUUCUGCGCUUGUUCCCUAAAGGACAGUUCCCUUUCUGCCCCCGUCUCCCCAUUCUUUCCGCCAGGCUCCCAAGACCCAGGGCCCAGGCAAAUCAGUUAAGGAAAUCACUGUGCCUCCAAAAUUUUUUGGGCUUUCCAUGUUGCUGCUGACCCUGCCUGCCUUCCCUGGCUGUGCUACCUUGGUCCUUUUCAGGAGUGACCUUCACUGUUGCAGGGGAAGGUGGCCUCUGGGGAGCCCCAGCAUGUGGGGCCUGGAUUCACUUCCUGCCCUUCCCCAAUUUAAUCCUUCUAGUUUCCCACAGUACAAAACCAAAUUUCACUUUGUCAGGAGGAAAUCACCAAAUCAUGUGAUUCUGUCUUUACCUCUUUCCAGAGCAAUGUCUGUGCUAGGGAAACCUUCCGUCCCAUAUCCUGCCUCGGCCUGCCAAGGUAGCCAUCCCAAGAACACACUGUGUGUCCUGGUGCUCUCUGCCACUGGAGAGGCAGAGUGGCCGGGGCGUGGCCCUGCCCAUCCUCCCAGCAGGGCCACUCCCAGGCACUCCACGCUUUGUCACUGCCUGCAGAGAUCUAUGCUGAGGCCUUAUCAUUCAUUCUUAGCUCUUAUUGUUCUUUCUGAGCUGAAAUGCUGCAUUUAAUUUUUAACCAAAUGAUGUCUCCUGUCCUGGCUUUUGUAUUCUUCCCACAGCCUUCCUAAACAAGGUUUUAAAGAUAUAUGUUUGUUCUAUAAUUUUGAAAGAUCGUUUUUAUCCUUUUGAAAUUCAGUCCUAAGAAUUGGUGCUUGUCCCCAGGAGUGUCUAAUGGAAAGGCAGUCCUGUCUGAAGGACACUGCCUACCUAAGGGAGGUGGUACUUGCAGACUGGAAUUCUGGCACUGCUGGGGAUGAAUCGAUGGGAAACAGUCCUCAGUGAUUCCUACCUCCCUCAGCCAACAACAGCCAAGCUCCUUGCAUCCUACCCUCCCUCCUUAAGUACAGUUGUUCAAAAGAGUAAUGGGUAUAAUAUUUAAUUAUCACCAUAGUAAGUUUCCUAUUAGCAAAGUGAGAGAAGGCAAUUUUUCCUUUCUUGUACUUACCACUGCUGUCUAAGCAUUCCCCAGCACAUGAAACUAUACUUCUUCCCAAAGCCAGAACUGGAUGAGUAAAGGAGUAAGAACCCUUGCCUGAAUGUCCUCCCCACCUCCAGUGUGUGUUAGACCCUAACAUCGAAUGUGUAAAACUUGUCUUAAGUUGGUACUGUACACUCAGGCUUCCUCUGUUUUCUUUUAACUGAUGAUUAUUUUCAAGGCCCUCAGCAUCCUUGUAUAGUUGCUUACCUGAUAUAAAUGCAAUAUUAAUGCCUUUAAAGCAUGAAUCUAUGCCAAAGAUCACCUUUUGUUUUACUAAAGACUACUUAGAGGAAGUAAGAAAAAUCAUGUUUGCUCUCCAAGUUCUUCCAGUGUUUUGAGACACUGGUUUACACUUUAUGCCAAUGUGCUUUUCUCUAAUAUCAGUGCUCAAGACACAGUGAAGCAAAUUAAAAAAAAAAAAAUCCCUGAAUGCUGAUUAGACAUCACUAAAAAAUUACAUUUAUAAGCUAGGAUUUGUUAUAUGCAAGUAUUUUCUGCCUCUUCUGUUUAAAACAAUAAAGUACAUUUAUAUAAAUAA
Messenger RNA from Lagenorhynchus albirostris (white-beaked dolphin), 5289 nucleotides. RefSeq names its product vinculin (gene VCL). The record is from RefSeq and is a predicted model, not a curated record. Lineage: Eukaryota; Metazoa; Chordata; Mammalia; Artiodactyla; Delphinidae. The transcript has 21 exons. Gene Ontology annotation, biological process: cell adhesion. Gene Ontology annotation, cellular component: actin cytoskeleton. The coding region runs from base 127 to 3327 and encodes 1066 amino acids. Gene Ontology annotation, molecular function: structural molecule activity; actin filament binding.